GCAUUCAUACUAUUGUGUUCGAGGUCCUUAUCCGAAGUCUGACGAAAAGGGCCGAUUAGUUGCGAUUGUCGGAACAUCUUGGUUAUUUUAAAAGACUGACGGAAAGAGCCGAAAAGUUGCGAUUGGGACCGUCGAAGACCGGAGACUGUCGAUACGUAAGGCCCGAUUUCCGGUUAACUUCCGCGUAAAUGAUUUCAUCGAUCAAGAUAAUAAAUAUUUCACCAUCAAAUAACAUGUUAAGGUAGGCAAGAAAGUACUAACUUGGGAACAAAAUGAUACAGUGCCUGCAAAGAUAUGGAACAGCUUUAAGGAAUGUUUUAAGGUGCCAUAUCUAAGAAUAUCCAAAUACAUAUACUGAAAGCAAUAUUUUCAUAGAGAAGAAAAGACAUUUUGCAUUAAGCUUAUUUUGCAAAAUCUAUUGUUAUUCAUGAUCUUUAACUUUAACAUGACUGCUCCUAUACUCCUAUUGGCCAUAACGAUUUUAAAAUGUGAUAUUUGCAUUUUUUUAAAAUAAAUAUUCAUAUCAGACAUUUAACAAUACAUACUUGUGGAAGAGAAGAAUUGUAUUUUGAAAAUGUGUGAUAAAGCUAUUUCUGAAAACGAAAACAAUGAAACAACACACAUGAAAGUAAAUCUAGGAGAGAUUUAUUUCUGUAGUAUGUGUGGGAACACAUUUUCUCAAAAAAGUGACUUUAUAAUACAUAUGAAAGUACAUACUGGAGAGAGGAAACAUAUUUGUAAAAUAUGUCUUACAAUAUUUGCUCAAAGAAGUGAUCUAACGGCACACUUGAAAAUACAUGCAGAAGAGAAAAAUUAUAUUUGUGAAAUCUGUAAUAAAACAUUUUCAUGUCUAGAUAAAGUUGCAACUCACAUGAAAAUUCAUACAAGAGUGAAAAAAUUUUGUUGCAAAAUCUGUGCAAAAGCAUUUAUUCAACGAGGUGAUCUUAAUAAACACAUGGCAGUACAUACAGGAGAAAAGAAUCACUGUUGUGAUGUCUGUGGAAAUGUGUUUUCUGAAAGAAGUAGUCUUAGAAGACACAUGAGAAUACAUACAGGAGAGAAAAAACACAGUUGUGAAGUCUGCGGUAAAAAGUUUGCCCAUAACUUCAGUCUUGCCAUACACGUGAAAUACCAUAAGGGCCAGAAGGACCAUUACUGUGAGACUUGUGGAAAAGGGUUUACUCUAAAAGAUCAACUUGCAGAACAUACGACAAUACACACAGGAGAGAAGAACUUUCGUUGUGAAAUAUGUGAUAGAUCAUAUUCUCGAAAACGAUAUCUUCAGAAACAUAUUAAGUGGCAUUCAGGACCGAAGGUAUAUUGUUGUGAAAUCUGUAACAAAGGGUUUCCCCAAAAAGACUAUCUUUCCCAACAUAUGACAAUACAUACAAAUGAGAAGAACUUUUGUUGUGAAAUUUGUAACAAAGCUUUUACUGUAAGAAGUUAUCUUAAUAGACAUAAAAAGAUACAUACAAGAGAGGAAAGUUAUCGUUCAAAAGAGUUAUCGAAAGAGUAGUUUGAAAUGACCAUCAUUUGAGAAAAACACAAUUUUGGUGAGAAAAUCUGAAGGUUUGAAAUCUGUGAUGCUUUAUUUACUGAAGGAAUUUAUUAUAAGAAAUACAUGGCAGCUUAAUCACAGAGAAAAACUUCAGUUGAGAAAUCUGCAAUAAACAGUUGUUCCCCUCAAAAAAGUUCCCCUCAAAAAAGAUUUUAUAAGACAUUAUGAAAAUAUAAAAGGAGGUUAUGAAAUCUGCAGUUAGGCGUUUUCCCAAUUGAACAUAUUGAAAUCACAAUACACUGCAACAGCGUUAUAAUGCUCAUGUAAGGGCUUCCAAGGGCUCAGUACCGCAUUAUAACGAAGUUCUGAUAUAUAACGCCCAUGGCGAAAUUACAGCAUUACCCAACCCUUGCCUAUACAUAUAUAACGCAAAUUAUUGUUUUUAGCUUGUUUUGUACAUGUUACAAAAGAGUCAGAGGAGGUUUACAUGUGAAAUAUGUAAUGAAGACACUUAUCUAAAUGGUUGUCUAUACAAACAUAUGACAGAUUGUUGAAUAGGCACUUGACAUUUUUUCACACUUAUGAAUUAAUAAUGCAGAUACAGUGUACAUGUAUAUCGAGAAUACAGUGUAGUUUGUAAAUACAUUGAAGAAUAAAAUGUGACGAGGAAAGUCAUAAAUGGUUCUUUUUAUCAGAAGAGUAAAAGUGUUAAUAUCUUGUAUAAACUACCGACAUCUAUUUUAAGCUCGUCGGUUACAAAGAAAAAGUCAAGCUAUCACGAUCGCUGGAACUCUGCUAUUGUAAUACAUGUAUUUUCUUUUCAUGUUAAAAUUUUGUUGUAGUCUAUUAUUCACACAUUUUAAAGCUGCAUGCCUCUAUAUGAACUUAAAUUUUUUAAGAAAAUUAAACUUGAAAAACAUGUA
This is a messenger RNA of Ruditapes philippinarum (Manila clam), 2421 nucleotides long. Its product is annotated as zinc finger protein 93-like. NCBI's taxonomy places the organism in Eukaryota, Metazoa, Mollusca, Bivalvia, Venerida, Veneridae. The record is from RefSeq and is a predicted model, not a curated record. Bases 575 to 1516 code for a protein of 313 amino acids. The transcript is spliced from 2 exons.